Ceraceosorus bombacis is the source of this 1929-nucleotide messenger RNA. Lineage: Eukaryota; Fungi; Basidiomycota; Exobasidiomycetes; Ceraceosorales; Ceraceosoraceae. The record is from the annotation of a GenBank genome assembly.
AUGGCCAGUCCAAAGCAGCCAGAAAGCAUCCUACGAAGGGACAGCACUUCAGAAGUUGGUUCCACUCGAGCUGGAUUGAUCCAACGACCUUCCAAGAAGACAACGCUGGCCUUGGAGUCGCAAGAGGGUAGCAGUACCAGCAGCAACGAAGCAUCUGGCGAGAAGGGUGCUGGAGGCGAUUCGAGCCUGGAUAGGCUAGGUUCGGGUAGUACUGGUGCAGCUGGAAUCGCAUCUGGUGCAGUCGGCGACGCAUCGGGCAUCGGGGGCAACUCGACUGGAGCAGCGAGACGAUCCAGCACUGCGGCCAAUUCCUCCAGGAGAAAUUUGACAAAGGGGGAGAGCGAGUCUAGAUUGGGCUUGGGUGGCAAUGGACCUCCCAGAAGAAUGACGAUGACGAGCGAGAGGCAGCUGUUGGGAAGAACGUUGACCAGCUUGUUGACUCCUGAAAGGCCUCUCGCUGCUGCUCCAACGCACUACCGGAGCUUCAUCAACAUCAUCAAGUACAACCCGCUCAACAUCUUGUUGCUCUGCAUUCCAGUCUCUUGGGCUCUUCAUUUUGCUCUCGAUCAAACUCAGAAGACUCCUCAGCUCGUCACCUUCAUCAUGUCCUUUUUGGCCAUCAUGCCCCUCGCCGCUCUUCUUUCAUACGGUACAGAGGAGGUAGCGCUGCGUGUAGGCGAGACACUCGGAGGCUUGCUCAAUGCUACCCUAGGAAACGCCGUCGAGCUCAUCGUGGCCAUUCUCGCAUUGAUCCAAUGCCAAUUGGUCAUCACUCAGACUUCGCUGAUAGGCAGUAUCUUGUCCAACUUGCUGUUGGUGCUCGGCAUGUGCUUCUUUGUAGGAGGUAUCCGCUUCAAGGAGCAAGAAUUCCAACAGACAGCAGCUCAACUCAACUCUUCCAUCUUGGCAAUGGCUGUUAUCGCUGUGCUCAUCCCAGCCGGCUUCCACGCCACGCUGGGCAUAGAUGUAACGGACGACUUGGAAAGGUCGGAGCUUUUGAAGGUGUCGAGAGGCGUCUCUAUCAUUCUGCUCUUCAUCUAUGCUGGCUACCUCUACUUUCAACUGAGAUCCCACACGCAUCUCUACGCGUCUGAGGCAGAGGAGGAGGAGGAAGUGACACUUUCUCUCCCCAUGGCUGUGGGCCUAUUGGUAGUCUCUACUGUGCUCGUCGGCGUCAGUGCGUAUCGCGUCAUCUCGAACUGACGAGUCAUUGUUCCCUUCAUACUGACAUGUUCACUGGUCUUGAUAACCACAGCAUCCGAAUGGCUCGUGGACGCUAUUGACGGCUUCAGCGACAACUUUGGGGUCCCCAAGACCUGGAUCGGAUUGGUUCUUUUGCCGAUCGUAUCCAACGCCGCAGAGCAUGCCACUGCAGUCACCGCAUCGUACAAGAACAAGAUAGACUUGGCUAUGGGUGUCGCGGUCGGCUCAAGCAUCCAGAUUGCGAUGUUCGUCAUUCCCUUGCUCGUCGUUAUCGCUUGGGGCCUGGACAAGCCGCUCAGCUUGCUCUUUGAUCGUGCGUGCUUCGCUGACGUGUCGACGCACUUGUACCACACUGAUAGCAUUCGUUUUCCUUUGCAGCAUUCGUCGCGAUCCUGCUCUUCUUGGCUGUUCUCAUUACAAAUUACGGUGAGUCUCGCUGUGUCACUCGCUCAUUCUGUUCACCUUGCGGCUCGAGUUGACUUGUAUUCGACAUCAUUGCAGCCAUUGCGGAUGGACGCUCGAACUACAUGGAGGGUUGGCUGCUGAUGAACACAUUCAUCAUCAUAGCCUUGGUUGCGUGAGUAUUACGCUUCAAGUCCCACGCCCCUACUUUUUCAUCUCUUUGCUCAUUCUCAAAAACAUAUCCAUUUUUAUCCUCUCAGCUGGUUCAUUCCGGACGGAGGGUCUCUCUUCUCCGACGAUUACUGCAGGACUGGAGUGCCCUGA